AUGUACUGGGCCAUUGGAGCUCCCCGAAUAUACGCCGCGAACAAUAGUAAGGCAAGGACAGACCGGAUAUUUGCAUUCGACGACGAUGCCGAAUCGCGCGAGACAACUGAGGGUAGCGGAUCACUGCUGGAUGUUCCAAGUACUGUCUCAGGAGGAAGACUGGAUGAUGACCUUGACACUCCGGCGUCAACGCCUAUAACGCCUAUCACCCCAAUAACUCCUGGUAUCAAGCCUGUUGAACAGGACUCUCAGAAUGGCGCGUCUACGGGAUUGCCUCCACAGGAUACCUCAUAUUGCAAGUCUGCAGAUAAGCAGCCUCUGCUUGCCCUGCGCAUUUCACGCACUGGGCACCUCUUCGCUGUCAUCACUGCAACGUCGUUGACGAUAUGGCAAACAAAGCCGACUGCUAUCUUAGCAGUAGUUGUACGCUCCAACAGAUCCCUUAGCACUUAUGGUUCAAACGUUUCCCUCCUCGUACGACCGGACUCGGCCAUCUUCGUCGUUCAAACAACACACGGCUAUCUAAUUACAUAUACAUUGGCUACAGACCCGGAUGCUCGAGUUUACAGGCCACAUUUUACCAAUCAUACUAGCAUCCAGACACGCAGACAGAGCAAUUUCGGCGGAGCAAGAAGUCAGGGAGGUGACAGAAUCUUAUGGGGUCCGGGGGAGGGAGGCGGAGUCCGGGAAGUGAGUGUGCGUUUUCGGAUGGUUAUAAAAGUUGAUGCUGGGAUUGGGAUGGCAUUGGCACUUGAUGAGGAGCUUGUUGUCGCAACUCAGAAACCAGCUGCAGUACAAUGCAUCAGAUGGACGCCAGAUACCGCUGGGAAUCAGACCAGCACAGAGCUUUUCAGUCGUAUGGAAUGGUUGCCAAAGAAAGUAAGCGUCACGGAAAUGAUCCAUGAUAGGCCAAUGAAUAUAUCUUGUUGGAUAACAAGCGACGGAAAGGCUUAUGCCGUACAACGCCAUCCCGUAUCUAGAGUUGCCGAUGGCCCUCAAAAACUCUUCAGGGGCUACUGUUUCCAUAGUCCUCAGUCUUCUGCGUUCCAUGCGAGCAAAGCAUAUAUCAAUGCUAGGUUUUCUCUAAUAGCCAUUGGUUGUUCUGACGGCACUAUCCAAGUUUAUACAGCUAGGGACUACGUCGGCAACAUUCCAGCAUCACAUGUCCACAGACUCUCGGUGUCGAAGGACUCUUCGGGUGACCUGACAUGUUUAGCAUAUUCUCCAGAUGGGUACUGCCUCUUUGCUGGAUAUGAAAAGGGCUGGGCCACGUGGAGCGUGUUUGGCAAACCAGGAGCGACAAGUUUCGGUGCCGACAGGAACAUUUCAGAGGACCACGAGGAAGGCUGGCUGGAUGGUGUAAAGGAAGCUACUUGGCUUGGAGGAGGUUUAGAAAUUAUUAUGAUUGGCAAUCAAGAUGACCGCAUAUGGACAUUGGAGAUGGCCCGAAGCGCCGUCACAGGAUGCUACACCUCGUCGAAUAUUUCUCGAGCGCUGCUUCAAACAACAUCGAACGUCAUGGUCUAUCGUGGAUAUGAUUUGCCUGAUUUAACAACCAUAUCUGCGGAAUCCUCCUUAUGGCACACCGCAGAGAUUCCCUCAAGCUAUCUUGUGGAUCAAUGGCCUAUACGAUGCUCUGUCAUCUCUGCUGACGGCAGAUAUGUUGCAGUUGCAGGCCGUCGUGGGUUAGCACAUUAUAGUAUUAAUAGCGGUAGAUGGAAAACUUUCGUCAACGAGAACAUGGAGAACGAGUUCCAGGUACGAGGGGGGAUGUGCUGGUAUCAGCAUAUCCUUGUCGCAGCUGUUGAGGCCGGCGAGUCAUUCGAGCUACGCUUAUACUCCCGGGAAGCUGCCCUGGAUAAUUCUCUGGUUCUCCAUUCUCAGGCACUUCCAAGCCCCAUCGUCCUCAUCGCCCCUUCUGGCGAGGACUCAUUACUCGUUUACACAUACGACAAUCUAUUAUAUCACUACAUCAUCACCGCCGCUUCUAGCUCUGUCAAGCUCGUUCAAGUUGGUCAAAUUGCCUUUCAUGGUAUUGUGCGAUCACCUGCGCGAGUAAGAGGGUUAAGCUGGAUAUUGCCGGAUGAACAACUGCUUAAUGGUGAUCCAUCGCAAGAUGUUGCAGUGGCCACAGUGCUUUUCCUUGUUGAUGGCAAACUCGUUCUUCUCCAGCCGUCGCUCAAUGAAGAAGGCAGGCUCAAAUACGAUAUGCGUGUCAUUGCCCAAAACGUGGAAUAUUAUACCCUUAUGAGAGAUGUACCUUCUGCAAAUUCUCUGCGGGCUUCGGGUGCUUUGGCGGGUUUCGAUGACGACGGAAUUGGCACAGACGAAGGUCCUGGGCUUCGAGAUUCCCUCUGGAUAUUCGACGGUAACGAGAUGAGGGUGUGGACAGACGUCCACGAUGUUCUUCAAUCGGCUCCUUCUGAAUUGGCCCGAGAAUUGCCCCCCAUGGUCUCAAUCUCUACAGACUUCUAUCCUUUAUCAGUCUUGCUUGGAAAAGGAAUCAUCCUCGGUCUGGAACCCGACCUCAUUCAACGUCGCGACGUGAAUUUUGCCUUUUUCAAAUUCACGAUACGGACUCAUCUCUUCAUUCCUCAGGUUCUCCGGUUUCAUCUCUCGAGGUUUAAUUCAUCCGCAGCGCUACAUCUUGCUCAUCAGUACCGACACCUAGAAUACUUUGCGCACUCUCUCGAAGUCUUACUUCAUAACGUUCUCGACGAAGAGGUUGACAACCCCCCUCCAUCAGAGACUGCUCUCUUACCCGGCGUGUUGUCAUUUUUAUCUUCCUUUCCUCAGUAUCUUGACAUUGUCGUACAAUGCACUCGCAAGACUGAGGUGCGAUCUUGGCGGACCCUUUUUACGUAUCUACCCCCUCCACAGGAGCUCUUCGAACAAUCGUUGCAAAGGGGUUCAUUGAAAACAGCGGGCGGGUAUCUCCUCAUUUUGCACACCUUUGAGGAACUAAGUUCAAGCUCUGAGGAACUCGUACAUUUGCUCUCGAGGGCCAAGGAUGAGGGUGACUGGGAAUUAUGUAAAGAACUGGCGCGUUUCUUGACAGCCUUGGAUGAGAGCGGGGAUACGCUGAGGGAGGCAUUGGAGAUGGUAGGUCUUCGAAGCCCGGGAGAGACCCGCGAACCGAAUAGCUUCAUGUUGGAGGGCUCAAGGCUAAAAGUCCCACGGCCCGGGAGGGGUGCCUUCCAAAGCCUGAAUGGAAAUCAUGGCAGUGACCAAGAUGACCGCUCAAGUAGUGGUAGCCGUAGUCCUCGAAGUUUAGGACGGGGCGGUUCCCCCGAUUAUUUCACUCUUCGCAAUGGCGAAACAUCGCAGUAG
Molecule: messenger RNA, 3330 nt
Organism: Venustampulla echinocandica
Lineage: Eukaryota; Fungi; Ascomycota; Leotiomycetes; Helotiales; Pleuroascaceae
Exons: 3
Coding region: 1-3330 (1109 amino acids)
Biological process (GO): retrograde transport, endosome to Golgi; intracellular protein transport
Cellular component (GO): cytosol; Golgi membrane; Ric1-Rgp1 guanyl-nucleotide exchange factor complex
Molecular function (GO): protein binding
Source: RefSeq, a predicted model, not a curated record